Messenger RNA from Podarcis raffonei (Aeolian wall lizard), 954 nucleotides. RefSeq names its product mediator of RNA polymerase II transcription subunit 22. Gene Ontology annotation, molecular function: transcription coregulator activity. Gene Ontology annotation, cellular component: mediator complex. The transcript has a single exon. Gene Ontology annotation, biological process: regulation of transcription by RNA polymerase II. The coding region runs from base 195 to 617 and encodes 140 amino acids. NCBI's taxonomy places the organism in Eukaryota, Metazoa, Chordata, Lepidosauria, Squamata, Lacertidae. The record is from RefSeq and is a predicted model, not a curated record.
CAAAAGUCGUCAUAAACAAUGAAUAAAACAUCAAAAAGUACCCAAAUGAAAUGUUUUCCCCGCCCCAUUGGUUGGACGUAGCCAAUGAAGGACGAAUGGUUCGCAAGAGAAAAAGAAAAAAUGGCCGCCUGGCUGCAAGAGGAUUACAUGUAUUGAGUAAGUUGUAACUCUUUCUGACCUUUCUUGCCCCCACAAUGUCACAGCAGCACGUGCUCCCCCAGAGCAAGGAAACCCUCCUUCAGUCUUACAACAAGAGGCUGAAAGAUGACAUCAAGUCUGUCAUGGAUAACUUCACAGAGAUAAUCAAAACGGCAAAGAUUGAGGAAGAAACUCAAGUUUCUCGGGCAACCCAAGGCAAGCAGGACAACUAUGAGAUGCAUGUCAGAGCUGCAAAUAUUGUUCGGGCUGGCGAGUCUCUUAUGAAGCUUGUCUCUGACCUAAAACAGUUCCUGAUCCUCAAUGACUUCCCUUCCGUCAACGAAGCCAUCAAGCAGCGGAACCAGCAGUUGCGCAGCCUUCAGGAGGAAUGCGACAAGAAGCUGAUUGCCCUGCGUGAUGAGAUCUCCAUAGACCUCUAUGAGCUGGAGGAAGAAUAUUACUCUUCCAGGUACAAAUGAAGCCAUGGACGGUUCCCCUGUAGUAACCACAACAAUUUCCUGUUUCUGACAUGGGGGGGGGGCGGCGGCAGGUUGUGUGUGAAAACAACAACAACUGUCCUUGUUUUAAAAAGCAUCCCUAAAUUCUCAGCAUCCCAAAGAAUCCUGGCCCCAAAGCGGUUUUAUUGAGUACUUUAUGUAUGGCGUGAGAGGUGGCUGUUUUGGAGGGCAAGUGCACCAUGUCACUAGGACUUUUUGCAUGGAGAUGUGGAGAUCUGCCCCCUCAUCAACACUGUGAUCUUGUCACCUAAAUGACUUGCAAACAGGAAUCAGGAUCUUGAUUAAAUUGCAAUCCUAA